GAAAGGAAAUCUCUUUUCCUGUAUGAUCUAAGGGAAAUCAUAUCAUGUUUGUUUAUUAAAAUAUGUACGAAUGGAAAUGAGGGUAGUGAGUGAAAUUGAAAUUGGCUUCCAGACUACAAUACAUAUUUUGUUCAAAUGAUUCGAAGACUCCUUAGUGGUUUUAUAGAUAAUGUAACUGUGUCAUUAGAUACCCAGGGAUAUCAUUGCUCAUUCACAAAAAAAGAAACCAUUCCGUUUGGUUGGCUUUCCAGUGCUGGACCAUGUUUUCCAAUAACUGCUAAAAACAUCUCCAUUCUAACAGAUCCCAAAGUUUUCUAUGAACACAUUAUAGCUGGAUGUAAGAAUGCUAAAAACAGAAUAACAUUGGUUAGCUUGUACUUGGGAAAUGGAAGUCUCGAGAGAAAAAUUGUAGAUUCCAUGAAAAAUAAUGCACAUUUUAUGAGCAGUAAUCUGGAUGUCAAUAUUCUGUUGGAUUACACAAGAGGCAGCAGAUAUGAAAACAACUCUAGGAAAAUGUUACUGCCUUUACUACAGGAAGACAAAAACUGCAGAGUGUCUUUGUACCAUACACCAGCACUGAGAGGUUUAUUAAAGAGAUAUAUGCCAAACCGCUGGAAUGAACUGCUUGGUUUGCAACACAUGAAACUAUACAUUUUUGAUGACACUUUGAUAAUCAGUGGAGCAAAUUUAUCCAAUGACUAUUUCACAAAUCGUCAGGAUAGAUAUUUUAUUGUGAAGGACAAACAAUUGUGUGAUUUUUAUUGUGGUCUAGUGAACAGGAUACAAAUGUUCAGUUUGAAUUUGGACAAAAAUGAUAACACAGAGCUCAAUAGUGGUUGGACAUGCUCUCCCUUUGAUGGAAAUAAAAGAGAAUUCAUUCAGCAGUCCAGUGAUAUAAUCAGACAGUAUUUCUUAGAUAGUCAAAACAACCAAAGUAUUCAAAAGGAAGGGGAGUUUGAUACAUGGAUUUUUCCCUUGAUUCAAAUGGGGCAACUUGGUGUGGACCAAGAUGCCCAAGUGACCAACAGAAUUUUAGCAGAGGCCCCUGCAGGUAGCAAAUUGAAAAUAGCCUCUGGAUACUUCAAUCUGACCACCCAAUAUAUGGAUACCUUGAUUAGAGAAUGCCAAGCCCAAUGUGAUAUUCUGAUGGCUCAUCCAAAGGCAAAUGGCUUCUGGGGAUCAACAAAUCCUUCUGGGGGAAUACCUUAUGCUUACUCCCUGAUAGCCAAGAAUUUCGAAAAAUAUGCUGAAAAUGAAGGCCAACUGGAUAGAAUCAGAUUAUUAGAAUAUCUACAAUCUGGAUGGACUUUUCAUGUCAAAGGUUUGUGGUAUUAUCCUCCAGAAAACACCUUUCCCAGCAUGACCGUGAUAGGAUCACCUAAUUUCGGAGAAAGAUCAGUGAAGCGAGACUUGGAAACGCAAAUAGCAAUUGUGACAGAAAACGAAAAACUCAGGGAAUCCCUCCAUAUGGAGUGCUCCAAAUUGUUUGAAUCCAGUUUUCCUGCAGAAACGAAAAGAAAGGUACCACUGUGGGUGAACGUCUUUGUAUUAUUUUUCAGAAGCUAUUUCUGAAGUUGAAACAGCUUGUUAUGUUUGUUGUUAUGCAGAUAAUAUAUAGGUAUGUUAGAUU
This is a messenger RNA of Phaedon cochleariae (mustard beetle), 1630 nucleotides long. Lineage: Eukaryota; Metazoa; Arthropoda; Insecta; Coleoptera; Chrysomelidae. The record is from the annotation of a GenBank genome assembly.